Messenger RNA from Debaryomyces hansenii CBS767, 357 nucleotides. RefSeq names its product DEHA2A11484p. The coding region runs from base 1 to 357 and encodes 118 amino acids. The transcript has a single exon. The record is from RefSeq and is a predicted model, not a curated record. Lineage: Eukaryota; Fungi; Ascomycota; Pichiomycetes; Serinales; Debaryomycetaceae.
AUGUCUAUAUUAAUAUAUAUUUUUAAUCAAAAUCAGAAAAUAAUCGGUGCUGAUAAAGAAGAAAAUGACUUUUUAAAUAAUGGAAUAGAAUACGUAUUAGUAGACAAGAUAGAAAACAUAAAAAAAGAUAUGCGUACUCAAAAUAAGAAAGAAUAUGUGGAAGAUUAUGGUAUUAUAACAAAAAACAAUGAAUGUAGAAUACAAAACAGAAACAGAGACUUUAAUGAUCAUACUAUAUUAGAAAAUGAAUACUUAGUUUCACUAUUACAAAAUAUAAGCAUUGAACAUUUAGAUAUUGAUACUAUGAUAGAUGAUCAUAUGCUUGAACACAAUGAAGAAACAUGUACAAUAAAUUAA